UUCACUUCCUUUCCAGUCGCUCGCCCAGAACCGGCUCCUCCCCUUUCGGAUAGCUCCGGAAAUUCAGCGCUCUCGCGCGUGAGUCUCAUCAAGCUUCUCCCGCCCCCAAGAUCAAAACUGAGAAUCGAAACUGCACUGGGUUCCAUGCAGCCUGAGCCUGCACCCGCCAGAUCUUCGGGGACCCAACAGGACUCCGCACUGCCCGACAUGUCCACCAUGCCUCCCCCGGAGUCUCCCUCCGAAAGCCAGCAGCCCAGUCCGGACCACAGCCCCACAGAGCAAACUACGGAGGAGGAGUUCCAGUUUCUGCGCUGCCAGGGCUGUCAGGCAGAAGCCAAGUGCCCUAAGCUGCUGCUUUGCCUGCACACACUGUGUUCAGGAUGCCUGCAGGCCCCGGACAUGCGGUGCCCUAUCUGCCAGGCGUCCCUUCCUCCUGGCGCUGAUGGACCCGUCCUUGAUAACAUCUUCUUUGAGAGUCUGCAGCGGCGCCUGUCAGUGUACCAGCAGAUUGUGGAUGCGCAGGCCGUUUGCACCCGCUGCAAAGAGCCGGCAGACUUCUGGUGUUUCGAGUGCGAGCAACUCCUCUGCGCCAGCUGCUUCGAGGCGCAUCAGUGGUUCCUCAAGCACGAGGCCCGGCCCCUGGCGGAGCUCCGCGGGCAGGCGGUAUGCCAGUUUCUGGACGCCACGCGCAAGUCCAACAACAUCUUUUGCGCCAACUCCAACCACCGCAACCCUACACUGACUAGCAUCUACUGCCGAGGCUGCUCCAAGCCGCUGUGCUGCUCUUGCGCGCUCCUGGACAGCGGUCACAGUGACCUCAAGUGCGACAUCACCGCAGAGAUCCAACAGCGGCAGGAGGAGCUGGACGCCAUGACGCAGGCAUUGCAGGAGCAGGACAGCGCCUUCGGCAUGGUGCAGGCGCAGAUGCGGUCAGCUGUUAGCCAGCUGGGAAGCGUGCGCACCAACCUGGAGGAGCUUAUCCGCGCACGUGUCCGCCAGCUAGUAGCCCAUGUGCUGGCACAGGAAAACGAGCUGCUGGAGGCAGUGAACGCGCGGUAUCAGAGCGAGUACAAGAAGAUCGCGGGCCAGUUGGGCCAACUGGACGCUGUGCUGCAGCGCAUCCGCACGGGCAGCGUGCUCGUGCAGAGGAUGAAGCGCUAUGCCUCAGACCAGGAGGUGCUGGACAUGCAUGGCUUCCUGCGAGAGGCGCUCCGCCGCCUGCGCCAAGAGGAGCCCCAGAGACUGCACGCCGCUGUGCGCACUGAUGGCUUCGAAGAAUUCAAGGAGCGCCUGCAGGACCUCGUCUCUUGCAUCACCAAGGGGACAGAUGCAGCUCUACCCAGGAGAGCCAGCCCAGAGGCGACCAGCACUCCCAGGGAGCCUUCUGACGUUGAUCUGCCAGCAGGGGCACAGGUGCAGGCCCUGGGGCUGGCUGAGUCUCAACCUGUGGCUGUGGUACAGUCGGUGCCUGGGACACACCCUGUGCCAGUGUACGCCUACUCCAUCAAAGACCCCUCCUGUAGAGAGGAGGUCUCCAACACAGCCACGCCACAGAAGAGGAGGAAGUCCUGCCAGACCGAGUGCCGCAGGAAGGUUAUCAAGAUGGAGUCCGAGGAAGAGAAGGAGGCCAGGGUGUCCCUGAGCUCCCCCGAGCAGCCCAGGCCCAGCACCUCCAAGGCAGUCUCCCCACCGCCCGUGGAGGCGUCCCAGAGCCCUGAGAGCCACACCGCAGGAAAUGAGGAACUCACCAACCAUGAGACUGGCGACUCUGGGGAGGCAGAGGAGCGCGUUGUGGUGAUCAGCAGCUCAGAGGACUCAGAUGCUGAAAACUUGUCCUUCCGAGAGCUGGAUGACAGCAGCAGCGAGUCCAGUGACCUUCAGCUGGAGGGCACCAACUCCCUCAGGGUCCUGGAUGAGAGCCUCACAGACCUCCAAUCAGAAGUCAGGCCCCUGGUUUUCUUUGACCUCAAGAUUGACAAUGAAACCCAGAAGAUUAGGCAGCUGGCAGCCGUGAACCAGGAGAGCAAAUUCCGAGUGCUCAUCCAGCCAGAGGCCUUAAGCAUCCACUCCAAGGCGGUCUCCCUGGAGGUGGGGCUACAGCACUUCCUCUGCUUCCUGAGCUCCAUGUGCCGUCCCAUCCUGGCCUGCUAUAAGCUGUGGGGGCCCAGCCUCCCCAAUUUCUUCCGGGCCUUGGAAGACAUGAACAAGCUUUGCGAGUUCCAGGAGGCCAUCUCCGGCUUCCUGGCCACUCUGCCCCUCAUCCAGGAGCGAGUGCCCCAGGCCAGCAGCUUCAAACUCAAGAGUUUGGCCAAGACCUACCUGGCAAGAAACAUGAGUGAACACAGUGCCCUGGCGGCUGUGCUGACCAUGCGUGACCUGUGCCGUCUCCUUGAAGUCUCCCCGGGACCCCAGCUGGCCCAGCACAUAUACUCCUUCAGCAGCCUGCAGUGCUUCGGAUCCCUGCAGCCCCUGGUGCAGGCAGCCGUCCUGCCCCGGGCCGAGGCCCGCCUCCUGGCCCUCCACAACGUGAGCUUCACGGAGCUGUUGACUGCACACUGUCAAGACCCACAGGGGGGCUUGAAGAAGUACAGCCGGUAUCUACAGGCCACCUCAUCGCCCCCUGCACGGCCUGCUCUCAACUUUCAAGCUAUGAGUACCUACUUCAAAAGCCUGUUGGAGGGGCCAGCCUUGGCAGUGGGAGAAGGCAUCUCUACCCCUCUUGCUAGCCACAGCUUGGCCCAAAGGGCUCCCCAGCACAGCUGAGAUGAGGGAAUGACUGGCUUGGAAUCUCUGGGGACAGAGAGGGAUGUUGUCCCUCAGCCAGGCCCUGCCCAUCACAGCAUCCCCAGAACCUGGUCCCUAAUACUCAGCUGACAUUUGGUCCAGAAUUAGGUCUUGUUCUCUGGGACCAAACUCCCCUUCUCUAAAAAUCCUACAGAGAAGGUUCCAAGGCCAAGCAGCCACCCCCUGGAGCUACCAGAUCCCUGAUGCACCAGUGAGUUAACUCACCAGGCCGUUGGCCCCUCCCUUGCAGGAGCCAGAACCAGGGAGGUCCUGGGUGAAGAAAGCAGGGCCUCGGCUAAGUGGCCUCCAGCUUGCCCCCCCCCCCCCCCCAGCUUGCCACUUUCUGUUCCUGCAGCUCCUCCCUGACUCCCAGCCACUGCCCAGGGGACCUGCCAACAGCUCCCAUGGACACCACCUGCAACACCAGUGGCCCCACAGGUACUCAAAGUGCCUUUCAAACUAAACUGCCCCUCAGGAGCUUGGGUUCUCCCAGCCUCAGCCUGGAAGCCGGCCCUCUGUCCACUUCCCACAUAUCUGCAGAGACAGAAGCUGCUGUGCCAUGCCUGUCCCCACUUCCCUCCACACUAGCUUCCUUCCUCUUGGCCACAGAAACACUCCCCUUAGUCCAGGCUUUGCCCUUUGGUCCUCAGGCUACUGACCCCUCUCAGCAUGGCCCUUGGCCAUGUCUGCAGAACAGGACUGGACUCUGGGUGGCACCCAGCAAGCUGUUUAGUGUAGCAGGCUGUCCAGGGGAUGCCGAUGCCGGCUGAGUUCCAGGACCAUUGCUGUGCGGACUGCACUUCAAAGGAAAAGCUGUGUGGAGCAGCAGAGCAAGUCCCAACCUGGGAUAAGGUCUCUUCCUGAGUCCCCUUGUCCCCACCCGUAAAAUGCCUGGUUGGUCUGGAUGGUCCGAGUCCCAUUCAACCCUGCCAUUCUGGGAUUUUAAGAAUGGGCAGCAUGCCACUAGGCAGCAGACAGGUGGCUUCAUUCUUGAAGCCUAGCCCCCAAGCCUAAGCUAAGGUUCCCGGCCUGCGGGCACAGCAGAGGUCAGCAGCACACUAGCAGGUCAGAGCCAUCCCUUCUGACUGGCAGAACCAGUGUCCCCUCCCCUUCCCAUCCCUGUUCCUCGAUUUUUGCUACUGGGAUGCAGUCCAGACCCCAGCUUCCAUGGGCUCAGCUUUCACAAAGGUGAAGUCUGUGUGCGCACACCUCAGCCCCCGUCUUGUGGGUACCCUGAAAACCCAUUAAGGGAUUACAUAGAAACUUGCUACAACAGCGAGAGCACUGGUUCUACCAGUGAAUUCUGAUGCAUUUAAAAUAGGUGCUGCCUCUGAAGCUUGGCAGAAACAGACUGAUGGGAAGAGGGGAGGAGGGGCCUGGGGCCCUGGGUGGGCUGUGAUGCCAUCGUCUUGGCAGCCACAAGGCAGCCUAGGCCUGGACUGAGCAGUGCUCAACUAUCCUAGUGCAAGCCCAGCCCCACAAUGCCUGCUACCUUCAGAUGCAUUUCAUCACAGCUUUUAUAAUAAAGUCUGAUCUGCCCUCUCCACUUUCACAGCCUUUAAUAAAGACUUGAAUCUUCAAAGCC
Molecule: messenger RNA, 4369 nt
Organism: Myotis davidii
Lineage: Eukaryota; Metazoa; Chordata; Mammalia; Chiroptera; Vespertilionidae
Gene: PML
Product: promyelocytic leukemia
Exons: 9
Coding region: 145-2763 (872 amino acids)
Biological process (GO): intrinsic apoptotic signaling pathway in response to DNA damage; PML body organization; positive regulation of DNA-templated transcription
Cellular component (GO): PML body; chromatin; nucleoplasm
Molecular function (GO): zinc ion binding; ubiquitin-protein transferase activity
Source: RefSeq, a predicted model, not a curated record